Pocillopora verrucosa is the source of this 2113-nucleotide messenger RNA. RefSeq names its product F-box/SPRY domain-containing protein 1-like. Lineage: Eukaryota; Metazoa; Cnidaria; Anthozoa; Scleractinia; Pocilloporidae. Gene Ontology annotation, molecular function: protein binding. The record is from RefSeq and is a predicted model, not a curated record. Gene Ontology annotation, biological process: proteasome-mediated ubiquitin-dependent protein catabolic process. Gene Ontology annotation, cellular component: SCF ubiquitin ligase complex.
AAACACUUGUUGCGUUAGUUGCGUCUCAUUUGAUUUCGGCUUGAUUUGUUUAAUGCAACAGGAUAAAGUUUAACGUGAAUGUUUCAGUGCUGUGAAAGUCUCCAAGAACUUUGUCGUCGAGAGCUGAUUCGUUCCGUGGGAAGUAGAAAGCUUCUUCAAAGGCUGCCUCUUCCCCGAAACGUCAUCGAAUGGCUGAAGGAGUACGAUGAACCCGCUGCAUUCGACCCCAACAGUAGCUCCGAUGAGGUGGUUUUCUCCAACAAUAACGAAACCAUCACUUUUACUGGAAAUGGCUACAGCACAACUUUGAUUCUUACCCCUGGUGGUCAUGGUUACACUUCUGGUAAACAUGAGUGGGUGUUCUACUUUAACAAUUGCCGAGGCCAAGUGGCAGUUUGUCUUGUAACAGCAGAAUUUAAGAAGGCCAGAGCAUUCAGAACAAUGCCAGCGAUUGGCAGAAAAAUAGGCUGGGCUUACAAUCAAAUUGGGUUUCUAACCUUUGAUGUUCCUAUCUGGGAAGCUAUGGAUGGAAAGCGAAAUGAAAGCUACCACACCUGGGAUAUGAUAGGAAUUAUUCUUGAUUUAGAGAAAGGAACACUUGGUUUUAUGAAGAAUGGAAAGGAACUGGGGGUAGCUUUUUCAAAAGGGUUGCGUGGCAAAGAGGUAUUCCCAGGAGUUUGCUUAUGCUCUGGAGAGGAACAAGUCACCUUUGUAACCAGUAGAACCUAUGUGUGAAAGUGUUGGAGCAGUUUUGAAUCAAUAUUAAACCAUCAAAACAAAAAUGAUCACAAUGGUUUAUUGUUACAACAGAAAAUGGCAAUGGAAAAUAAUAAUAAUCCAGAGUAAAAACACAUAACAAGCUUUCACCUGACAAAACCAAUGAAGACCCACAUUACUUGAAUAUUCAUCCAAGGCCUUUAUGUGCAUCUUAGCACAACCUUGUCACAUGAAUUUUGUGAGACUCAGUUAUUUUGAUUAAUUAAUUUCUGAAGUAGUGUUUUGAAAGAAGUUUCCAUAAAAUUUGUUGAUAGAAGAAAUAGGAAAACAUUUUGUGAACAAGUUAACAAAGACUUCCACUCAUGAAAUUAAACUGAACAAUAAUAUUUAUUGAUGGGGUAAGUCUACCUCGACAGAGCCUUUAUAUGAAUUAUGUUCUUUCCUCACAAGCAGUUUAAUUAAAUUGAUUAGCUGACAUAGUGACCAAGUUAACCUUUUGACCCUCAGAAGCAAUUCACGUAAAACUUCUCAUUAUAUUUCUAAUAAUUUAUCCUGCAAAAUCUUGGUAAUGAGAACAGACAAGCUUAUCAGCUACUUAGUGUUAUCUCAAUCCAGUACCAAGCUCUCCUGUCUAAUAUACAAAGAAAUGUAUAGCAGCCAGUAGGGAGAAUUUUUAAGUGGAUCUUGGGAGUUAGAGGAUUGAGCCAAAGAAGCAGGCAUUCAUUAGCCUCGACAAAUUUAACUUUUUGCUGGAAGGAAUUCAACAAGCAAUCCCACAAAAAUUGACUUAAAGAUCAAUAAUAUGGAAGGAUUUUAAAUUUGCUCAUUCCAAAGAUGGUAAACAGUAUUACUGUAAUCAAUAAUGUAUUAUUCAUUAAUUUUAAAAUAAAGCAUUACUUUCUCCUUGACUUGAAGUUUCUGUACCACUUUUAACCCUCUGAGUGAAAAAAUCACCCAGCAACUAACACUAACAGUUCUGAAAAUUUCAUUGGAUUGCCCCAUUCUUGACUGGCCUGCUGCCAGAAGAAUUGAUCACACUAUUAAAUAACAGAUAGGUGAAAGUAAGAACAUAUUGUUGCAUCAUUCUUUCAGCCACCACUGGCUGCUCUACCAGAAGACCAACAAUUUUCCAUUGUUUGUUUUCCACUGAAAUAUGCCUCAAAAGGUUAUUCCCUGGUUAACCAAGUAUUUUGAUGAUGUUUUGUGUGGAAUAUACAGUAGCAGAAGGGAGGUCAACUAGGGAGAUCCCAAAUUAACAUCUGCCCAGGGUCAUAAAUAAGAACUGGCAAAACCCACUCAUUAAUCUGCCUUCUUUUGCCAGCUACUUUAACUUAACCCUAAGAGUGACUAGCAUGUAAUUUCUCCAUACAGUGUCACCCCAGAAUCUCACAUAAAG